Messenger RNA from Oikopleura dioica, 423 nucleotides. The record is from the annotation of a GenBank genome assembly. NCBI's taxonomy places the organism in Eukaryota, Metazoa, Chordata, Appendicularia, Copelata, Oikopleuridae.
AUGAGAAAAAAUAGUCUUUUCUUCACUCUCCCAGGAGAGCAUUAUUGGGAUUAUAUUCGGUUUAUUUGCGACGAUGAUCGCGUUGAUGAUCAAAGUGGAGAAAUAAAAAUACAAACUGCUGAAACAGCUGAAAAUCUACCUUGUAAGCCGAUGGUUCUCACAAAAACAUUUUUGGAAACUUACUUCAAUAGCGAUGGAUAUAUCGGAAACGGCUUUUACUCCGGCCUGAAGCUCAAAGACUACGAUUUUCACCUCACGAAUCUUACGAUUACCAGUAAAGGAAAAUUCGCUCUUGCUUGGAUGUCAUGCAACGCAGGAGAUUCUUAUCUCGGCGAAAAUUGUGAUCAUCCCUUUUCGGAUAGACUCUUUGGAAGAGUAAAAAUCGUGGAUCAAUCAAUUUAUCGAAAAGUCAUUUGUUUCUGA